Messenger RNA from Ruditapes philippinarum (Manila clam), 716 nucleotides. RefSeq lists its product as uncharacterized. The transcript has 4 exons. The record is from RefSeq and is a predicted model, not a curated record. The coding region runs from base 123 to 548 and encodes 141 amino acids. Lineage: Eukaryota; Metazoa; Mollusca; Bivalvia; Venerida; Veneridae.
AUCUUAAAUUUAAAGAUAACAAGUUUAUAAAGGUUACUGAAAAGUCCUCAUAUUAGUUGAGUAUGUACGUUCGUUGUCACGAUUAAAGAAUUACCUAACAACAUUGUAAAUCUUGCUGACAAAUGAAGAUGUUUUCACUCUUAUUUCUUCUGGCAAUAGUUCCAUUCACGACCGCAGGCGAGUGCUGCGAAGGGUACUAUAACAUUCUUAAUGACUGGAACGAUCCGCAAUGGUGUGACAACUUCUGUUGUGGUUCAACAAACGGGGUCCUCGGUCUAUAUUGCUGUGACAGCGUUCUUCUACAAGCGUCAUCUGACGAUAGGGAUGAUUUCUGUAAUCUUUGGUGGAAACAUCACGUUUGGGCACCAAUCGUGUCAUCAAUAGUGUUUUUUGGUAUACUGAUUGGGUGUUGCGUGUGUUGUUACAAAUGUUGUUGUUCCAGCAACAGAACUACUGUCUUUGUGCAAAAUCCGGGAAUGGGAGGUGCAAACAUCUCGACAACAAUGGUGUCAUCACACAGCAGCGUCAACAACAGUUACAAAUAUUAGCUGUAGAUCUGUUUAACAAAUGAUUUUUGUAUAUGAACAACAUUGCAGUGAUACGCGCAUUGUAUAUUAACCAAUUUAUUUAAGUUAUUUCCUACUAUCAUGCAUGUUUUGUAUAACCUGUUCUUUUUCUAUUUGUAAUAAAUCACAAUAAAAAAUUACCAUACCUUA